Coniosporium apollinis CBS 100218 is the source of this 1308-nucleotide messenger RNA. RefSeq lists its product as uncharacterized. The transcript has a single exon. The record is from RefSeq and is a predicted model, not a curated record. NCBI's taxonomy places the organism in Eukaryota, Fungi, Ascomycota, Dothideomycetes. Bases 1 to 1308 code for a protein of 435 amino acids.
AUGUUGUCAGACACCACCUCCCAGAACCCGCUCUACAACUCCACCUUCACCCUCUAUCGCGUUUCGCCCCUCUACACCGGCAAUGCCUCCCUCUUCGACGCCACAACACUAAGCACACAUGCCCAUCGCCUACGAGAGACCUUGCGGGGAGACGCGCUGCGCGGAAUAUACGAUGGAGAUUUGGGUGGAAGCGAGGCAAAAGAGGGGGAAUUACAGGAGUGUCGAUGGAGGCUCUUGGGGCGCGAGGGUACCGUGUUAGGGCAAGAGGUGCCACGCGAACCUGCCGGCCGAGAAGGCGAGCAUGAGCAGGAUGACGACGAGGGUGCUAGUGGAAGAGCAGGGACAACCAUUAGAGAGGCGAGGGGAAUACACAUCGAGCUCCGCUACCCGCGCGCUACACAUACCGGCAUAUUGCUCCGAUCCUCUGACGAAGGUAUCCCUACGCACGUGGAACAUCCCGGGUUCAUCUCUCUCCCGCUAUUACUCCUACGCCUUCCAGCCGCAGUACGAGACAAGAUGAUCGAAUAUCUCGAGACCUCAUUUGACUGCCGCAUAGCGCCGCUGCGGCUGCGGUCCGAUUUCCUAGCUUCGAGCCUCGAGGGCGUCCUCUCGCGGAAUGAGAGGACAGAUCCAUCAGACAGCGAGACGGCGGCACGAGAUGGAGAAAGCCGAGCUGUUGGAGACGUGCGGAUACAGCUGUGCUUCCCCUCCGCAACGCCCUCGCUUAAGAAUCUGGACGUCACAAUCGCUGCAGACGACGUGUCGGGCUUCUGCAAACAGGGCCGGGAAAUAUCGGCAGCAGAAAAGCAGACUCGGCAGACUAGCAGAACACUGAGCAUGCAACACAGUGGACGAGAGAAGGACGAGAGGAGCAAUCCAACGGGACCAUUCACCGCGGCCCUAAGUCUCUAUCUCAAGAAGCACCUAGCCCUAGACCUCUCACACCCAGGCGUCGUACUCAGCAAAGUCGCCUGCACGCCGUUUGCUCUAGACAGCCAGGGCAAAAUCAAGAUCUUCUCCCCAUCAUCCUCAACCACCACAUCCCCCAACCCAGCCAGCCAGUCAUGGAGGCUCAGGUUCCUGGACACCCUAGUCCAAGAAGCGAAGGGCAGGGGCUUGCUCUCUGUCAGCGAGAAGACUGGCGAGAAGAGGCCGCUGGAGGCGACCGCCCAAGCUGUGGCUGGUACGGAGAAACGAAGGAAGGUCGCACGGGGCGCCACGGAGGAGGUAGAGCUUGUGGAGAGGGCGGGCGUGCCGGAUGAGCCGCCGCCACCUUAUGAGGAGGUUGAUCCUGCAAGGGGAAGGUGA